Molecule: messenger RNA, 4469 nt
Organism: Notodromas monacha
Lineage: Eukaryota; Metazoa; Arthropoda; Ostracoda; Podocopida; Cyprididae
Source: the annotation of a GenBank genome assembly
AUGGCUAUGCUUCUCGUCGAGAAAUGGACACCUUUGGAAGUCGGAGCAUGGGUGAAAGGCUUGGAGGACCCAGUAAGCCAUUACGCCAGUGUACUAAUAGAGAAGGGCAUCAAUGGCAAGCGGCUGUUCAUGUUGGAUCCGAGCGACUUCGAGUCCCUUGGGAUCUGGAAGAUCGGCCACCAAGAAACCAUUCUCGCCGCCAUCGACGUUUUGCGUCGCACUAACUUUUCUGCCGGCCGGGAAACAUUACAGAUGCUGUUUCUCGAACUGGGGACGAAAGCUAGGUCACUUGCGCGGGAACUCGAACUUCGACUAAGUUUUCAAACUGCGUCCGGUCCUCGAGCUGGUGACAAAAUUGCGACAGCUACCAUCGCGGCUGUUGAUGACAUCCUCACCUGUCUGAAAAGUGUUUUGUCUUGGUUGGACAAUCCUCCAUUCAACGAACUGCCGGUUUUGAGAGACAAAAUCAAACCGGGUUUCCUAAUAAUUGGCACUGAGCUGGCGACGACAGGGCAAAGAGAUUCUUUCGCGGAGGAGCCGGAACGAUUUAUUUGCAAGCUGUGUUCGCAGUUGUUCAAUACUUGCGAAGAUAUUGUGCAGAACUCUCGUGAGUCCUUGUUGAUUCAGCCAGCAAUGGUGGAAGUCGCGACCAUUCGAAAGCGAACUCCUCACGAUCCACAUUCCAAGUUGGGCAUUGUGAUCCAUUCUUCUCACGCUGGCCGUCAUUGCGUGGGAGAAAUUCGUCAGCAUUCCCCUGCAUUUUGCUGUCGUCUGCUAGAAGAGGGCAGCGAAAUCUUACAGGUCAACUACCAAACAAUUGUUGGUUGGCAAAAUGCGAAGGUUCGUGAAAUACUUGAAGUAGGCAUGCCGUCUACUGGUGGAAUGCUGGAAGUAGUGCUUACUUUGCGAAAGGCGCCUCGCCAUUCACAACUGUCGAUAACGUCGUCGAAUGGCGUCGGCCCGUGGCAGCACCGAUCUCCGCCUCCCCCUCCAGGAUCUUUCAAUCUUGAUGUUUCGUACGGAGCUCAGUUCUUGACAAAUCGGUGCAAUUAUCGAACUGAGCCCAGAAGAAGAGUCAGAAAAGACGAGGUGUCCAGUGUCGGUGCGAUUCCGGAUCGAGCUACUCCACAAGCUGCUCCUAAAGCAGCGCGGACAAGUUCAAACGCCUCAGUAGCUCGUAAAGGCGACACUUCGAAAGAAAACACGCAUCCGGUUACGUCACCGUCGGCCCCGCCGCCACGGGCAUCCCCGGAAGUUUACGAAGAUGAACAAACAACCAGUGACGAAAACACAGUCGCAGAGAACGUGGCGGUCAAUGGCUAUGUCGAACCGAACCCGUUGCGAGCUAAACAACAGUCCGUUCUGACGCGUCGCGCUACUGUGAUUGGGUUGCCUGAGAAAGCUGUCGUGGUGAUCCAAGAGACGUCUGGAGAAAGCAGUGCUGUCAAGAGAACUGGAAGAACGUCGAGUGAGCCGCCUCCUCCUCCGCCGCCGCCACUGCCGCCGAAAAGCGCACGAGUGGCGGCGGAGAGCAAGAAAAAUCAUACGGAAAUCGGUCGUCGUCGUGCAGCAGAAGACAAGGAGAACGACAACGCGGCUCGACCAAAGCCAUUGCCACGCACGAAACGCCCAGUGCCGGCUGAAAGAACAACAGUUCCGACUCGUCGAAGUUCUGAACGCCGUCCGAAAGCGCCGCCUCUUUGUGAAACGGGUCGGAAAAUGCGUUCAGAAGACGGAUCCGUGCCGCCGCCGUUGCCGAGGCGGGCGUCCAUAUCGCUUUCUGGGUCGCCCAGUGCCAGCUCAGAUAAAAUUCAUCGUCGAUCUGGACGUUACCUGUCCGGGGAUGAUCACUAUCGAGAUGGUUCAGCAGAAAAAUUGUGGCAGGAAUCUUUGCGGAAUUCGGAUUACCAGAAUCAGCCACGAAGCUUAACGGGAUCGACAACAGGACUUCAUGCAGAACCAGAACGCCCCAUGAGUGCGACGAAUAGACAGUAUUUUUAUCAGCACGCGACACGUGCUAUGUCUCACGGAAUGGGGUUGCAUCAUCACAGCACAGGGGAUCAUGUUACCCCGUCGAUUGGAACAUUGACAAGAGGCGGGUCCAUGAAGACGGAAUCUAGAAAGAGUCGGGCAUCGUCGGAGCCAGUUGGUCCUUCACCUCGGGGCAGUUUGAAGAGAACUGCUCUUUAUCAACCACCGCCGAUCCGAGGAUUUCCAGGGUCACCCAUGAGGCCUGCUUUUGAAAUGAGUUUGGAUGGUUCACGUAAUGCACCGCAGCGGAGUGCGUCUGCGAAACCAGCGAAAAAGACUGUGCAAGAUUCUCCUCGACGACGGGGCUCGAAAUCUGGAGUGGAAAGAGGCGAUGAGCUGAAGAACUUUGGUCGGCAUGAGUAUUCUCUGCGCCCGCAAUUACCGCCACCGCGGUCCUCUCAAGGACAUGAAUUGGACACGUCUGCGUCGACUCGGUUUGAAGGCUCGCCAUCGGUAAUUAUUCCUCCAUCACCCUUGCGAAGACCUUUGUCUCCAGCAGCGAUGCUCUUCUCUGAGCCGUCAACGAAGAUUUGAGGAUGAUACUUGUACGACCAAAAGGUUCUGCAAUUUUGAAGGUUCGGGGAUGUGCUAAUUCGAUCAUCGGUUGUUAAUUUAACUCUGAAACAUUUUAUGCCAUUUCAAACCGGUCCCGUAUAGAACUUCUUCGUUUACAUGAUUACAAAGGAUUGAUCUAGUCCGCCUGAAGCAAUCGACAGUUUCAGUAUUCGCAGAAACCAAAAAUUUCGGGCACACACUUCGUGUUCAAGGAAAAGCGUUCUGUAAAGUUUUCUGAACAUGUAUUCUCUGUCGUUAAGCUGUUGUAUCUAGUUUAUCUUUUUGGAAAUGCAAUGUUGUGAGAUAAUUCUAUAAUUUUUAUCUGCAAUCGUCGCAUUUUCUUGGUUGAAAUUAUGUGUAGUUGAAUCACCUCAAAUGUCUUGGUGAGGAGGAAACAGCCGCUUCUGGAAUUAAUUCAUCCCCGGAGUCUCAAAAAGCACUGGUUAAGUAGUUCUAGUCUUUUGUACGUUUUUCAACGCUCACAUUUUUUUAGACACAUCGGUGCUGAGAUUCGAAUUCGUAUUGGAAGUGGGGUUUUGUACGAAGAGGGAGGUGGAGUUUUUUUUUUUUUAAGGGAAUGAGAGUAUUAAUUAUUGGAGGGUUGUUGUGUGGGCAUGAUCGAUUUUAAUGUGUUUUUCUUGUCUCAUAGCCACAAAUUCACGAAAAGCUGUUGUUUUUCACAGAAAGCUGUAAAUUCCCUCUUUUUUCUCUUUUUUUUUCCACAUCAGCUCCGAUACAUUUCUGGGUACAGAAGUGCUGAAAAUUUGUUUUUUUGAAAACUUAUUAUUUCGAUGAUUAAAGAGUUCAUGUGCCAAUAGGCCCUGUAGAAUUUUUCGUGGCGAAGCAGAAAUAUACCUUUUUCCUCUUGCCAUUUUUGGAAGAGUUACCUCGCGUCAGCUGCGCAUUUGUCCUUGAUUUUGUUAGGCUUUGUGACAACGUAUUCCUGAAUCUGGGCGCGUUGCCAAUUAUUUUUCAUCUUUAAAUUUUUUUCUUGAUGUGUGUUUCACAAAUCAGUUUUUCUGUCUACCGGAAAACAAGCGACAAUUUCUUUCGAUCUCCGUCCCUGUUUCUUGGUGGAGAAAGUGAGCCCUUUUUUUUCAAGUCAAAUUUCUGAAAUGAGUCGAGGAAAAGGCUUGUUUUUCUGCUGGUUGAAGUGAAAGAUGAGCUAUUUGAAUCGUUGCGAAGGUCAGAAGUUCCAUUUGUGCUCAAAGGUAAGAAGUGGUUCCGGGAGAUUGUGCACCACCUGACGAGGUCUUUCGCUUGUUGUCUUUUUCGUAACGAAUGGACAUUUCUCUUCAAAAAAUAGCUUUUCUUCAUGUCUAGGAUUCCCUGAUAGGAUGUUUGUUGAUAGGUGCACGAUAUUAGUCCAUUUUUUAUUGUACAACACCCAUUGAUUGUUCUAGAAUUUUUGAGAUUUUAUGAGCGGGGUAUUUAACGUUCGUAGUUCCUCACGGAUAUUUUAUGAAACCCGAGUUUUCGAGAUUGGAGUUACGUACGCGGUCCUCCGACGUCUUGGUUGUGGAAGUGAUAGAACUUAUGAAUUCUACUGCGUAUGUGGCACCCCAUUGCGCAUGUUCAGCACAAUAAUUUUUCUGUUCGAUCGAUAGAUCGUUUCUACAACAUUGAGGUGGUUCCUCUUGUGUGUCGAUUAUUCACGCGCUCCGUGUUCCUCUUUGAAUGAAGAGCUGGGAUGAGUGAGAAUAGUGUAUUAGUUGAACUUCAGGUAGCAGGAGCUCACGUUUGGAAAUUAGAGGAAAUGUGAUCGUUGUUGUGGGAGAAAGCGUAUCUUCGUUGCCAUCUCCUCUCUUCUGAAGCGUUCGCAAUUUUUCGGGAAGUGUUCAAAAGUAUUGGAAAACAGACCAUUUUUCACGGGUUUGUCAAAA